Zophobas morio is the source of this 3489-nucleotide messenger RNA. RefSeq names its product Suppressor of variegation 3-3 (gene Su(var)3-3). Lineage: Eukaryota; Metazoa; Arthropoda; Insecta; Coleoptera; Tenebrionidae. Gene Ontology annotation, biological process: negative regulation of transcription by RNA polymerase II; positive regulation of transcription by RNA polymerase II. The record is from RefSeq and is a predicted model, not a curated record. The transcript has 7 exons. The coding region runs from base 89 to 2377 and encodes 762 amino acids. Gene Ontology annotation, molecular function: flavin adenine dinucleotide binding; transcription factor binding; oxidoreductase activity. Gene Ontology annotation, cellular component: nucleus.
AAAACGAAAAUCAAAACAAGACCUCAGAACUCAGAAAAUCCAACUUUAAGCAAAUUUCUAACCAGAACAACACAAAUUCGCCUUGAAAAUGAGUCGCAGAAAGAAAAUAAAGGUGGAAAAUAAAGAACUAGACGAUAAACUUAACCACGCAGACGAAGAACAUGCAACAGAGCCCGCGGACAAACAUAAGGGUGCUGCUGCUGACAAAAAAGUAAAUUCUAGCGCCAGUUCUUCAAAAGCUACGAAGAAGGAAUCGAAGAAAGAAGAAGUGAAAAAAGAAGAGGAAAAGAAAAAAGAACCCGACCCCGAGUCAGAAUUGGAUGAUCCGGUUAUUAAAGACUUGUUUUCGGGGUUGGAAGGCGCCGCGUUUCAGAGUCGGAUGCCAUUCGAUAAAAUGACAUCGACUGAAGCGGCUUGUUUUCCUGACAUAGCUCAAGCGCCAUUGCAGUCUAUUAAAGUGUAUUUGAAUGUACGGAAUCGUAUUUUGCAAAUGUGGUUGGAUAAUCCAAAGCAGCAGCUUAUUCUGGACGAUGUAAUGGAGAAGAUGGAAGUUCCAUACAAUAGUGACGCGACAUUAGUUAAACGCGCACACGCUUUUUUGGAGAGGAAUGGAUAUAUUAAUUUCGGUGUUUUUAAAAGGCUGAAGCCCUUACCAGCAAAGAAAUUUGGAAAAGUGAUCGUAAUAGGGGCUGGAAUUGCUGGGUUAGCAGCUGCACAGCAAUUGCAACAGUUCGGAUUGGAAGUUAUAGUUUUGGAAGCCCGCGAUCGAGUUGGAGGGAGAAUUGCAACAUUCAGAAAGGGGAAUUAUAUUGCUGAUUUGGGGGCUAUGGUGGUCACGGGGUUAGGUGGUAAUCCUGUCACAACAUUGAGUAAACAAAUAGAUAUGGAAUUACACCGCAUUCGACAAAAAUGUCCAUUGUAUCAAUCUAGUGGUGUAACAGUUGAUAAAGAUAAGGAUGAAAUGGUGGAAAGAGAGUUUAAUCGACUUUUGGAAGCUACAUCUUAUUUGUCACAUCAGCUAGAUUUUAACUAUGCUGGUAAUAAACCUGUGAGCUUAGGUCAAGCCUUAGAAUGGGUGAUUAAACUUCAAGAAAAACAUGUUAGGGAGAAACAGAUUCAACAUUUAAAAUCUGUUAUAACAUUACAAGAGAAAUUAAAAACAAAUCAAAAACUCCUGGUAGGGAUUAAGGAGCAUAUGCUUGAAACUAAUGCAAAAAUCAAAGAACUAUCAGGUAUAGAUAAAAGAGAUGUUCAGCUAGAAUUUGCUUAUAGAAGUGCGGUCAGAGAUUUGCAUGCUUAUGCCAAAAAGUGGGAUCAACUGCAAGAACAAGCAAAGGAAAUUGAAGGGAAGCUGAAGGACUUGGAAGCCUCCCCACCUAGUGAUGUAUACUUGUCAUCAAAGGAUCGCCAAAUUCUGGACUGGCAUUUCGCAAAUUUGGAAUUUGCAAAUGCAACUCCCCUUUCCAAUUUGUCGCUGAAGCACUGGGAUCAGGAUGACGAUUUUGAAUUUACAGGGAACCAUCUAACAGUUCGCAACGGCUAUUCGUGUGUUCCUGUGGCUUUGGCCGACGGUUUGGACAUCAAACUCAAUGCCGCAGUCAAGAAGGUCGAAUACAACAAAAACGGAGUGGAAGUCACCGUGUACAACCCCAGGAUCCCUCACACGGUCAAUACAUAUCACGCGGAUGUCGUACUGUGCACUCUUCCAUUGGGAGUCUUAAAAUUAUGCGCUUCGCCAAAUUCUUCACAAUUGAACACCGUCCAGUUCGUGCCACCGCUGCCGGAUUGGAAGACCUCGGCUAUUCAGAGACUGGGAUUCGGAAACUUGAAUAAGGUCGUUUUGUGUUUUGAGAGAAUAUUUUGGAAUCCGCAGGCGAAUUUGUUCGGACAUGUGGGCAGCACCACCGCCAGUAGGGGAGAGUUGUUUCUCUUCUGGAAUCUCUACAAGGCUCCGGUGCUUCUGGCGCUGGUGGCGGGCGAAGCCGCUGCCAUUAUGGAAAAUGUCACCGACGACGUUAUUGUUGGAAGAUGCAUCGCCGUCCUACGAGGAAUUUUCGGACAAUCCGGGGUACCCCAACCUAAAGAAACGGUCGUCACUCGAUGGAGAGCUGAUCCGUGGUCAAGAGGAUCGUACAGUUUUGUGGCUGUCGGUAGUUCCGGAAGCGAUUACGAUUUAUUGGCAUCACCCGUGAUUCCGCCGAGUAGCCAGGGAGUAUCGGUCACAUCGGGCCCCGCCAGGGUCUUCUUUGCAGGGGAGCACACAAUUAGAAACUACCCCGCGACUGUCCAUGGAGCUUUUUUGAGCGGUCUUAGAGAGGCAAGCAGAAUCGCCGAUCAAAUUAUUGGAAACCCGUGCCUUCCUCAACCCACGGAAUGAGGGGAAUGAGGAUCGUGUAGAGUAGGAUAAUUCUAAAUUUAGUUUAGGUUUGAUUCGGGACGAUAAACCGAGCUUCAUUUUUUUAACAACGUGUCGUGAAUUUUUAACACGUUGAGGGACGCAAAAUAUUAAUUUUCCGAUAAUAUUCGGUUCAUCGUCCACUUAAUUUAGCGUGUGUGUGUGAAGAAAGAAAAAGGUAAAGGUGGCGUAAAUUGCCGGAAUAAUUAUAUCCACACAUUUUUUUGGUGUUUUGAACGAAUUUAUAGAUCUUUGUUGAUAGCCGAAAUUGGCGUGAGCGAUGUUAAUAAUAAGUUACUAGUAUGGUGAACAUAAUUUAUUUGCUUUACUACUAUAACGUAAAGUGUAUGCGUAAGAUAAUUCUAAAAGUGCCCUAUAAAUCUGACAUAAUUGCAGUCUGUAGUAUCGUUGCAUAAAAAGUAUUAAAUAUUGUAAGGUUGUAAGUUGUAAGAUAAAUUUCUUCUGUAUUUUAUGCACAAUUAUGUGCUUGUACCACGUCACGUAAAUUAUAGCAAAAGUAUUCCACUGUUAUAAUACCCUAUUCGUAAAAAAGAAAGUAAGUACAGUUCCAGGUAAAGAAGGAUGAUUAACCAGAACUAAAGCGAAACAGAUCACGAACGACUGCAGCGGAGUGCCAUAGAAGUGAAAUUCCUGUUUGGACUAGGAAACAACUUAGACUCUAAAUGAUAGAAGCAAUUUAUUCUAAAAUUAAACCUUUACCUUAUCCACUUUUACAAGCUUUUGAUUUAUUAUUUUAUAGCCAAUUUAUUCAUUUAGUUGAUAUUAACGACGUUAAUGUAAGUUUCGUUUUAUAGCGUAGUUAGUAAUAUCGCCAUCACUAAAAUGUCAUAACGCGUUCUAAUUACAUGCUCUACAUAGUAAGCCAACAAAUUGUAACGUGAUAUACUUAAGUAAAAUUGUUAGUUAAGUAGGUAGCUUGUAAGAUGGAAAUCAAACAUUUACACUUUCGUUUCACAACUGGCAGCUUGUUCAGCGUGCGUUCUUAUCAGUUCGUUGAAUGUUUGGUUUCUUUUUAAUUUUUUGAUAUUGUAAUGAAGUAACGGUUCCGAAAAUAAAUCGCAAAUGACAAGCAA